AUGAUUGGGUCAGUAUCGGUUGGGCAGCGGUUUGGAAUGCUGUUGAGGGCUUCGGAGAUGCCGCAUUCGGUGAGAAACAGGCUGCUUGUGGGUUUCGAAAGAUUCAAUUCCAGUGCUGCUGGGUCUCGUAUACAUCAUAUUCAUCUCAAGAAUGGUAGGCAGCAGUUCUACCCUGCGGAGAAGCUGGGUCUGGGUGACAUCAAUGAGAACGUGCUGGAGGCGAAGUACGCCGUGAGAGGAACGAUCCCGAUGCGGGCUGAAGAGCUGCAGGAGCAGUUGCACAAGAAUCCCGGGUCGCUGCCCUUUACGAGCAUCGUGAGUGCGAACAUUGGCAACCCGCAGCAGCUGAAGCAGAAGCCGUUGAGCUUCUACAGACAGGUGCUGUCGAUUCUGCAGCACCCGGAGAUCCUGGACCAGGGCAGGGGGGAGCUGGUUGCGAAGGGUGUGUUUGCAAGAGACGCGAUCCGGCGUGCUGAGCGACUCCUGAAAGACGUCGGAGGGUCAGUCGGAGCGUAUUCUUCGUCGCAGGGCGUGCUCGGUAUCAGGAAAACGGUUGCGGAGUUCAUUACGAGAAGAGACGGCGGUGAGCCAGCGUACCCGGAGGAUAUUUAUCUGACUGCGGGAGCUUCGGCCGCUGUGUCGUAUCUCCUGUCGAUCCUGUGCAAAGGUCGGGAAACAGGCGUGUUGAUUCCGAUCCCGCAGUACCCGCUUUACACCGCUUCGCUGGCCUUGAACAACUCGCAUGCGCUGCCUUACUACCUAGACGAACGGUCUGGCUGGUCCACAAACACUGAAGAAAUCGAGAGCGUCGUCAAGGAGGCGGUGGAGAAUGGCAUCAGGCCAGCGGUUCUGGUGGUGAUCAAUCCAGGUAACCCCACCGGUGCCGUGCUAUCGGUAGAGGCGAUCGAGGAGAUCUUCACUGUCGCGGCCAAGCACGGCAUCGUGGUCAUCGCAGAUGAGGUGUACCAGGAAAACGUAUUCUCUGGUGCUGAGUUCCACUCGAUGAAAAAGAUCUUGAGGAAGUUGCAGAAAGAACACCCGGGAAUCUACGACAAUGUGCAAUUGGCUUCGUUGCACUCGACUUCAAAGGGUGUGUCUGGCGAAUGCGGGCAGAGGGGCGGUUACAUGGAACUAGUCGGCUUCAGCCGCGAGGUAAGACAGGUGGUGCUGAAGCUCGCCUCAAUCUCGCUGUGUCCCGUGGUCACCGGACAGGCUUUGGUGGACUUGAUGGUGGCACCUCCAAGACUUGGCGAUGAGUCCUACGAAACGGAUCGCUUGGAACGUCAGACUAUCCACAACGAGUUGGAUCGUAGAGCUUCGUUGUUGCACGAGGUCUUCAACUCGUUGGAGGGAAUCGAAUGUCAAAAGCCGCAGGGCGCCAUGUAUCUGUUCCCCAGAUUGAAGCUUCCUUAUAAGGCUGUGCAAGCUGCACAACAUUUGGAAAUGACACCCGACGAAUUUUACUGUCUAAGUCUGCUCGAAGCCACUGGUAUCUGUACAGUCCCAGGUUCGGGCUUUGGCCAAGAGCCAGGUACCUACCAUUUAAGGACUACUUUCUUGGCAUCAGGUGUUGAGUGGAUCAAGAAAUGGGAAGCUUUCCAUAAGAGUUUUUAUGACCAGUACCGGGAUUAA
Torulaspora globosa is the source of this 1632-nucleotide messenger RNA. RefSeq lists its product as uncharacterized. Lineage: Eukaryota; Fungi; Ascomycota; Saccharomycetes; Saccharomycetales; Saccharomycetaceae. Bases 1 to 1632 code for a protein of 543 amino acids. Gene Ontology annotation, biological process: biosynthetic process. The record is from RefSeq and is a predicted model, not a curated record. Gene Ontology annotation, molecular function: pyridoxal phosphate binding; L-alanine:2-oxoglutarate transaminase activity. The transcript has a single exon.